Platichthys flesus (European flounder) is the source of this 2073-nucleotide messenger RNA. It is a transcript of the gene brcc3, whose product is annotated as BRCA1/BRCA2-containing complex, subunit 3. Gene Ontology annotation, cellular component: BRISC complex; BRCA1-A complex. Bases 121 to 903 code for a protein of 260 amino acids. NCBI's taxonomy places the organism in Eukaryota, Metazoa, Chordata, Actinopteri, Pleuronectiformes, Pleuronectidae. Gene Ontology annotation, biological process: double-strand break repair. Gene Ontology annotation, molecular function: cysteine-type deubiquitinase activity; metallopeptidase activity; polyubiquitin modification-dependent protein binding. The record is from RefSeq and is a predicted model, not a curated record. The transcript has a single exon.
UGCAGCCACACGGAAUGUUUUUGUUGCAGUACGUCAGAACACGGAAGUGAAGCAGUGCCUCUGUGUUGAUGUCUCCUGUCUUCGUCUCUUUCCGGGUAAACCUGCGGACCUGAGGCAGCCAUGGCGGUGAGCGCGGUCCACCUGGAGUCGGACGCCUUCCUGGUGUGCAUGAACCACGCGCUGAGCACGGAGAAGGAGGAGGUGAUGGGCCUGUGCAUCGGGGAGGUGGAGAGCUCCCGCAUCGUGCACGUCCACUCCGUCAUCAUCCUCCGCCGCUCGGACAAGCGGAAGGACCGGGUGGAGAUCUCCCCGGAGCAGCUGUCCGCGGCCUCCACGGAGGCGGAGCGGCUGGCGGACAUGACGGGCCGGACGAUGCGGGUGGUGGGCUGGUACCACUCCCACCCCCACAUUACCGUGUGGCCGUCCCACGUCGACGUGCGCACCCAGGCCAUGUACCAGAUGCUGGACCAGUGCUUCGUGGGCCUCAUCUUCUCCUGCUUCAUCGAGGACAAGAACACGAAGACGGGCCGCGUGCUGUACACCUGCUUCCAGUCCGUCCAGGCGCAGAAGGGCUCCGAGUACGAGCGGGUGGAGAUCCCCAUCCACGUCGUGCCCCGCGAGGCCAUCGGCAAGGUGUGCCUGGAGUCGGCCGUGGAGCUGCCGCGCAUCCUGUGCCAGGAGGAGCAGGACACGUACCGCAAGAUCCACAGCCUGGCGCACCUGGACCCCGUCACCAAGAUCCACAACGGGUCCGUGUUCACCAAGAACCUGUGCAGCCAGAUGUCUGCGGUGAGCGGCCCGCUGCUGCAGUGGCUGGAGGACCGGCUGGAGCAGAACAAGGGGAGCGUCGUGGAGCUGCAGCGGGAGAAGGAGACGCUGCUGCAGGAGCUGGCUGCUCUGUGAGCCCGGGGGACAGAGUGGAGGGUUGAGGAGGACAUGGUGGAGGGAGGACAAGGUGGAGGAUCGAGGGAGAACAGAAUGGAGCAUGAUGAGGACAUGGUGGAGGGAGAACAGAUUGGAGGUUGGAGGGAGGACAGACUGGAGGAUGGAGGAGGACAAGGUGGAGGAUGGAGGAGGACAAGGUGGGGGACAGAGGGAGGAUAGACUGGAGGGAAGACAUGGUGGAGGAUUGAGAGAGGAAAAGGUUGAGGGUUUAGGGAGGACAUGGUGGAAGGAGGAAAUGGAGAAUGGUGGCGGGAGGACAGGGUGGAGGAUGGAGGAGGACAAGGUGGAGGAUGGAAGGAGGACAUGGUGGAGAUCCCUGUCAGUUCUCCAUCUGCAGACGAGACUCUUCCUCACUUUUCUCUUCUGUUCCAACCUCAGUUCUUUGUCAAGUCUUUAUUCCUGCAGGUAGAUUUUCUUCCGUUUCACGGCUGUGAACUAACAACUGGUCAGAUAUAAAGUUUUGUUAAUUAUUGAUUAGUUUGUCCCUUUAUCACAAAGUUAAAGAAAGUGAUGACCUUUGACCUUCGUCUCUCCUCAGCUUCCAUGUGAAUCUGUCCGAUAGUGUCUCAUCCUGCCGACAAACUGAUGAACACAGGUGGAAACACGAAGCUCUUAAAUUAACCUCUAAUCUGUCGAGGGACAAAGACACAAAUGUGCCUGUAGACAAAUUAAAGUGUGACUGUGGAUACUGUAAAAUGUAUACGUAGAUUAUGGGGUGUAAAGCACAUACAGGUGCUUGUCUUCCAUCAAUGCUCUUUGACUUUGGGUUGAUGUAAUUAUUUUUCUUGCUCUCGUCACAGAUUUACAAAUUCAGAUUUUUGAUCUUUUCUUCCUCCAACUGUAAAAUAAAACAUGUACUUAUUUACCUCAUCUCUUCACUUUAGUUCUGAACCAACGAGGGAAAUAUUAUAAAUAUCUGCAGAGUUCAGACUCUGUUAAAUCUGUGACUUCAUAUCUAACACAGUCACAAAGAAUUCAAAUGAUUCUCACGUUUCUGAGUCCUUCACUUUGUUGGAAGGUCUUUCUAGUGUCUGUGUUGAACCACUAGGUGUCGCCCUUGGCUUCAUGUUUCCUUUGUAACGGGCAUCAUUCUCAUCUGCAUCAAUUUUUAAUAUUCUUAUCAUCUCA